Molecule: messenger RNA, 2732 nt
Organism: Cinclus cinclus
Lineage: Eukaryota; Metazoa; Chordata; Aves; Passeriformes; Cinclidae
Gene: BRD2
Product: bromodomain containing 2
Exons: 12
Coding region: 336-2708 (790 amino acids)
Biological process (GO): chromatin remodeling; regulation of DNA-templated transcription
Cellular component (GO): chromatin; nucleus
Source: RefSeq, a predicted model, not a curated record
AAGGAAGGACCCCCCCUUCUCUCCCCUGCGCUCUCUGUGCACCGCCCCCCCCCCCACCGUUACAUCCCCUCAGAGCGCGCCGCCAUUUUCGCCGCGCCCCGUGGAUGUGAGGCCGAGCGCGGGUCCCGCUUGAGGAGCACCGAAAGGGGAGGGGGCUCCCGGCAAGACCCCCCUCCCCGAGCACCGGGGAUGCGUUGACGGUGGACGGGGCCCCACCGGGCCGGGCAGCGGCGAAGCUUUGGCCGGGCAAAGUGGGGGGCUCGUCGGAGGAGACGGCGGGAGGAGGAGGAGAGGAAGGCCGGCCGGGCCCGCGGGCCACGCACGCAGCCGCCGGGAUGUUGCAGAAUGUGAAUCCCCAGAGCAAGAUUUUGGGGGAGGGCAAUGCCGGCCUCAUGGCUUUGGCCACGGACUCUACUCCAGGCAAACGAAUCCGCAAACCUUCGCUGCUCUACGAGGGCUUCGAGAGCCCCACCAUGGCCUCGGUGCCUUCCCUGCCCACCCCUCAGGUGAAUCCUCCUCCUCCGGAGGUUUCCAAUCCCAAAAAGCCCGGCCGGAUCACGAACCAGCUCCAGUACCUGCACAAGGUGGUCAUGAAAGCCCUGUGGAAGCAUCAGUUCGCUUGGCCCUUCCGCCAGCCCGUGGACGCCGUCAAGUUGGGCUUGCCGGAUUAUCACAAGAUCAUCAAGCAGCCCAUGGACAUGGGAACCAUCAAGAGGCGUUUGGAGAACAAUUAUUACUGGGGGGCAGCUGAGUGCAUGCAGGACUUCAACACCAUGUUCACCAACUGCUACAUCUACAACAAGCCCACGGAUGACAUCGUGCUCAUGGCUCAGACCCUGGAGAAGCUGUUCCUGCAGAAGGUGGCUCAGAUGCCCCCGGAGGAGCAGGAGCUGCUGCUGCCCCUGGCCAAGAACAGCCACAAGAAAGGGGCAGCACGGGCUGCAGCCCUCCUGGCAGGUCUGACCAGUUCAGCCCAGCAGGUCCCGGCCGUCUCCUCGGUUUCCCAGCCCUCGUCCGGUUACGCUCCGAGCGCUCCCGAAAUUCCCACGACCGUCGUGAACCUCCCGCACCCUUCGGUGAUCGCGGCGCCGCUCCUGAAAUCCCUGCAGCAUCCCGGAGCCAUUCCUGGAAAUCCCAGCAAUCCCAGUAAUCCCAGUCCAACCAUCCUGGCUGCCCCCGCGCCCACCCAGCCCGUGGCUAAGAAAAAAGGCGUGAAGCGGAAAGCCGACACCACCACUCCCACCACCACGGCCAUCAUCGCCACGAGCGGCGGCGAAUCCUCCCCUUCCAUCGCCGAAAACGCCAAAGCCGCCAAAAUCCCGGCGCGGCGCGAGAGCGGCCGGCCCAUCAAACCUCCCCGGAAAGAUUUACCGGAUUCCCAGCAGCACCAAACCUCCAAGAAAGGGAAACUCUCGGAGCAGUUGAAAUAUUGCAACGGCAUCCUCAAGGAGCUGCUGUCCAAAAAGCACGCGGCCUACGCGUGGCCGUUCUACAAACCCGUGGACGCGUCGGCGCUGGGGCUGCACGACUACCACGAGAUCAUCAAGCAUCCCAUGGAUCUCAGCACCAUCAAGAGGAAGAUGGAAAACCGGGAAUACCGUGACGCGCAGGAAUUCGCCGCCGACGUUCGGUUGAUGUUCUCCAACUGCUACAAGUACAACCCUCCGGAUCACGACGUGGUGGCCAUGGCCAGGAAACUCCAGGACGUGUUCGAGUUCAGCUACGCCAAAAUGCCGGACGAGCCGCAGGAUUGCGGCGCGGCGUCGGCGUCGGCGCCGCUGCCUUUGGCCAAAUCUUCGUCCGAGGAUUCUUCCAGCGACGAGGACGAGGAGGAUGAGGACGAGGACGAGGAAGAGGACGAGGAGAGUUCCACGGAGACGUCCUCGGAGAGCGAGGAGAGCUCGGAUUCCGAGGAGGAGCGAGCGAAUCGCCUGGCGGAGCUGCAGGAGCAGCUGCGCGCGGUGCACGAGCAGCUCGCCGCGCUCUCGCAGGGCCCCGUGUCCAAGCCCAAGCGCAGGCGCGACAAGAGGAAGAAGAAGAAGUCGGAGAAGCACAAAGCGAGGGCGGGAACGGACGAGGAGACGCGGCAGCGGCAGGCGCAGCUGCGCAGGGCCCGGAAAAACUCGGCCGCGGCGGGUUCAAGGAACCCCAAGAAGAUCUCGAAGGCGGCGCCGGCGCCGGCGGCGUCGCUGCCGGACUCGGAGGAGGAGGAAGAGUUCAAACCCAUGAGCUACGACGAGAAACGGCAGCUGAGCCUGGACAUCAACAAACUGCCCGGGGAGAAACUGGGCAGGGUGGUUCACAUCAUCCAGUCCCGGGAGCCCUCCCUGCGCGACUCCAACCCCGAGGAGAUCGAGAUCGACUUCGAGACGCUCAAGGCGUCCACGCUGCGCGAGCUGGAGCGCUACGUCCUGUCGUGCCUGCGCAAAAAACCCCGCAAGCCCUACAGCGACGCCCUGAAGAAGCCGGUGGGGAAGACGAAAGAGGAGCUGGCCCUGGAAAAAAAACGGGAAUUGGAAAAGCGGCUCCAGGACGUGAGCGGACAGCUGAACUCGGCCAAGAAACCCCCAAAAAAGGCCAACGAGAAGCCGGAAUCCGCCCAGGCCGCGGCCGCGUCGCGGCUCAGCGCUUCCAGCUCCAGCUCUGACUCCAGCAGCUCCAGCUCCUCCUCCUCUUCCUCGGACACCAGCGACUCGGAUUCCGCUUAGAAUUCCCAGAACAAAAAACAAAAA